AGCCCGGCGAGGGGCUAGAGAAAGAGGACAAGGAGGAAGGGCGGCCUCACCGAGGACCCGGCAAUGGCGCUCGACUUUCUGGCUGGAUGCGCUGGGGCACCUGCCCCUGUUGUCUUUAAUAAAGCUCUCAGCUACCUGCCAGCCGUGGGCACCCUGGAGGAAGAGGAGAGCGUCUAGCAUUUAAAGCAGUGCGUUGCUAGCUUCCUGUUCUGCACCAGAGGCGGGCUGGUGGAGAAGGGGGUGUGCCCAGGAAGUGUCCCAGACGGUCACCCAAUCAGGCCUCCAGGCCCCAGAGCUUUCAGUAAUUUGGGGAGCAUUUCUCCCAAGCCCAGGGUGCCAGAGGAGACAGGAGGGGUUGGCCUCUGUGGACCCAGCUCUCAAUCCCCCCAACCCCAUUCUACUCUCUGCUCUUCCUGUCCCCCUUGAGGGACCUCCCUGAGUGUCCUGCCACCAGGCCGCCGGCUUCUCCUGGGCCCCAGACCCUUCUCUACCCACCCCCAGUGGUGGCUCAGCCCCAGGGCCAACACCCCUUCCAACCCCUUUCCGCUAGGCGGAGUGUGGGUUCUUUCCCCAGACGGGCAGGAUUCCUUCUGUAUUCACGCAGGCGUCCUGGGAUCCAUGGGGAUUGGGCUGGGAACGCUCCUCCUAAGGCCAGGCCCAUCCCCCCAGACACACUUGUUAAGUCCCUCUGGGCUCUUGCUUACCCAGGACCCUGCCCGGAAUGCCUUCUGCCCAUCCUCGCCAAGCCCACCUGGGAGAGAUCCUGUCCAGGCCCCAGGGUUGGGGCAAGGCCAGGGUCCAGCACCCGGGAGAGCUGUAGGUACUCCACAGCCCCCAAACCGACUGCCCUACCUGGCUCCAGGUGGAAGCCUGGGGCUGGUGGUGCCCACCUUCUCCCGCACUGUGUGAGCGGUGACGGGAAAGGGUAGGAGAGACCCUCUCCUGGUAUAUUUGACCCAGGAGAAACCUAGGCCCUCAGAAGUGGAGAGAGGCUGCCAAGCUCUUCCCUUCCCCUAGCCUCACGGGCGCUAGGGGCCGGCCCACAGGACAGUGACCGGAUUGUGUCCCAGGCCUGCCUUCCGGGCCCCUGGCACGGUCUGGCUGGAGCAGAGGGGCCGUCCAGGAACCUUGCGCAGGCGGCGCCCCUGCCUUGGGGCCUGGCCCCCAGAGGCUGCCUGGCUCCUUGGGGUUUGAGCUCCUCAAGGCCUGGAGGCUCAGGGCAGACGAAGGCUGCUUUUCCGCAGCUGGGGUGCCUCUUGAUUUAGAUUCCCCGGAGGAAGGACAGUACGUCACCUCUGAUUGGCUGGGUGUGGGCCACGUGUUCAACCUCGCCUUUCCGGGGAGGUGCGGGUGGGACCUUGAUUGCCAGCUUCCCUGAGGUCUCCCGGGGUGGAAGGGUCCCAAUGCCCGCCUGCACUCCCCCACCACGGGUCAGUUCCUGGUCUGACCUUGGGCUCUGAAUGGGGGUCCCCUUGCCACAGGCAUGGAUGGGAGGAGAGAAAUUCAACCGUAGGCAGUGGGACCCUGCAUAUGGGGGACAGGUCAGUCAUCCUGGUGCCCCUUCCCACCACUUCUUCUGCCAGGCACCUCCAGGACAGUGGUCCCACCUCCUGCCCUUGAGGGUCAUGGGAUGCGGGUUGCCCCUCAAAGGCCAGCUUAUGUAAGGCAGUGGGUACCGGCUUUGGAGUUGGGAGACACGGUCCACUUUGGCUGCUGUGACUGUAGGCCCCUCUCAGGGAGAUGGCCCUCAGGCUUCCUGGCUCUCAAGGUGACUGGGAGGUUAAAAGGGUAAGGAUUUGGGGGACUGGAGGCCCUGAUGGAGGCAGGCCCGUAGCCGACUCUUGUUUCUGUGGAUGGAGAUGUUUAGGGUGAGGGGGGCCAGCCCUUCGCCUGAGGGCCCUCAGAUCAAGGGAGAAAAUAGGAAUGCAGCUGCCUGCUCUCGGAGCCCUUGGUGGGAUUGAGGGGUGCCUCUCCCACCCCACAGGCUGAUGAAGGCUGUUGCUGGCACCUGGGCAAGUCUGGGACCAGAGGCGGGGGCAUCCACCCACAGGAAGGGGACCCCCACCCCAGCUGGGCCUGGCUGCAGGGGGCACGGCUGGAGAGAGAAGGAAGGCCAGGCAACACACCCCAGGCAGUGUUAGGUUUCCAGAACCCGAGGAGAUCCAGUUACAGCCCACGAAAGGAGGUCCUAGAAUUAGGAUUUUCAAAUUCAGAAAAUUUGAAACAUGAAAUGAAAAAGAAGGUAGAUCUCAAGCGAUAAAAACAAAGUGUGUCUCGAAGAUCAGAAACACAGAGGUGGAAGUCUCGAGGGGAAAGACAGGCUUGGGGUGUCUUUUCACCCACCUGUGAAUGUUACGGGUCCCAGAGGGAGAAAAAGGUCUGGAGACGAUGAAUAGAUAAUAGAGGAAAUUUUCUCUGAUCAGGAAAAGGCUAGUCUGCGCUGGGGGAGUUCCAGGCUGGGUUCUUUUAAAGAAAAAAGACACACCCUUGGUAUCUCCUGGUGACAUUCCCGAAAUCUACAGAUAAAAUCUCAGUGGCUUCUUCAUAGAAUAAAUAAGUUAUUGAUAAAGGAGAACAGACACGCUGACAACAGAUUUCUCAACUGCACUGGAAACCAGAAGACUCUGGGACGUUGCCGCCCUUAGUGGCCUGGGCCCGGAAUUCUCACCAGAGCACAGGACCGUUUUCCCUAACGGCAUUGAAGAGGCGGAUUUUGCAGAUAAGCAGGAGUUCAGAGGGCAUGUCUCCCACGUGUCACAACUGAGGGCCAUAGUCAAGAAAGGCUCCAACGAUCGGAGUAGAGACCCCGAGAUGGCGGGAGAGGUGAAGAGGAGAUGGGGUAGCCCCGAGUCCCGUGGGGUUUGUAGAUCAGUGGAAGCUGGCAGGGUGGGAACCCCCUUGGGGGUAGGGUGAGGGCAGAGAGAGCCUCCUACUCUCACCCCAUGGCAGGGACGGUUCUCACCCUGUUUCUACAUAAGGGUUAUGAGUGUUCAAAGGCAGAAGUAACUCUUAGCUGAACUUAGAAAUUAGCAAGCAGAAAGGGGAUAAAUAGUAGUUUGCCUGAACCAGCAAAAAUGUGGAAAGGAAAGGAAGUACAUAGAUCAUGCCCAUAAAAUAAGACGGAAUCAUGUCAGAUCUCUUGUCUUGGCAAAAUCUGAGACUGCUGCAGUCCGGAGUAGAAACCAAAACCAGGCUGUAGAUUGUGGAACAACUAAAACAAAGCAGUAAGACAAGGUUGAAAAUUAGGAACUGGACAAAACUAUACCAGACACACGUGACCAAAAACAAAGCAGGAUUGGCAAAGCUAAUAUCAAACAAAGUGGAUUUUAAGUCCGAAGCAUUAAGAUGAAGAGGACAUUAUACAAGGAUUAAAAAUACAAUUUAUGGGGGAAUUCCCUGGCGGUCCAGCGGUUAAGACUCCACGCUUCCGGUGCAGGGAGCACGGGUUCAAUCCCUGGUCGGGGAACUAAGAUCCCACAUGCUGUGCGGUGCGGCCAAAAAGUAAUAAUAAUAAUAGUAAUAAAUAAAUUUUUUAAAAUUCAAUUUAUGAAGAAGCGUAGUAAUUCCCGUUGACUCUGGGCAUCCACAAACAUGCUAACCAGCUCUGACAGGGAGCUAGCUCUGAGUGAUUAAGGAGGGCGGCUCCAGGGCCAGAAGGUUUGGGUCCAGAUCUCCGCUCCACCGCUUACCUAGCUGUGUGGCAUGGACAUAUUACUUUUCUAUGCCUCAGUUUCCUCAUCUGUAAAAUGGGCUAAUGGUCCUUCCUUUACGUACAUAAGAAAGAGAGUUGGUACACGGACAAAACUAAGAACGGUAACCAGAAGGUAGAAACGUUACUGUUUGUUACUCAACAAAUGUUAGCCUGUUUAAUUGCUAUAUUUAAUUAUACAUUUAAAUAUAGCCAAAAAAAAAGAACUGUAAGAUGUACACACAUGAAAUUCUAGGGAGGAAAGCAUGGGAGUCAGUGCAGCAGUUACCCGACCUCACUGAGCCUCACUUCUUCCAUGAAGCAGAGUAACAAGACUGCCUGAUUCACAGGGAUGUUUGUAACCCACGCAGCACGCAGGACUCUGACAGGUGUGGCAGGUGUGCUGGUGGGACACCCGUUUGACACGGUCAAGGUGCGGCUCCAGGUCCAGAGCAUGGAGAAGCCCCAGUACCAAGGGACCGUGCACUGCUUCCAAGCCAUCAUCAAGCAGGAAGGCGUGCUGGGCCUGUACCGCGGCCUGGGCUCGCCCCUCCUGGGGCUCACCUUCAUCAACGCGCUGGUGUUCGGCGUGCAGGGCAACACCCUCCGGGCCCUGGGCCGGGACUCGCCGCUGAACCAGUUCCUGGCGGGCGCGGCGGCGGGCGCCAUCCAGUGUGUCAUCUGCUGCCCCAUGGAGCUGGCCAAGACGCGGCUGCAGCUGCAGGAGGCGGGGCCGGCCCGCACCUACCGCGGGCCCCUGGACUGCCUGGCGCAGGUCUACCGGCGGGAGGGCCUGCGCGGCGUCAACCGGGGCAUGGUGUCCACGCUGCUGCGCGAGACCCCCAGCUUCGGCGUCUACUUCCUCACCUACGACACGCUGACACGCGCGCUGGGCUGCGAGCCGGGCGACCGCCUGCUGGUGCCCAAGCUGCUGCUGGCGGGCGGCACGUCGGGCAUCGCGUCCUGGCUCUCCACCUACCCCUUGGACGUGGUCAAGUCGCGGCUGCAGGCUGACGGGCUGCGGGGCGCCCCACGCUACCGGGGCAUCCUUGACUGCGUGCGCCAGAGCUACCGCGCCGAGGGCUGGCGCGUCUUCACGCGCGGGCUGGCCUCCACGCUGCUGCGCGCCUUCCCCGUCAACGCCGCCACCUUCGCCACCGUCACCGUGGUGCUCAGCUACGCGCGCGGCGAGGAGGCCCGGCCCGAGGGCGAUGCCGUGCCCGCCGCCCCGGCGGGGCCCGCCUUAGCCCAGCCCUCCAGCCUGUGACACCCGGGGCCCCCGGCACCCGAGGGCCCGACCUCUCCCGAGGCCGCUUUUCCAAAACGCAGCCUAGACAUAAAUUGGGCCCCCGACGCCGACUGCCCUGCACCGGACUCCCAGACCCCGUGGGCUGUGGACUCCAUCAGACCUGGCUUGAAUUCCACGCCCAAGCUGGGUGACCCUGGCCACAAAUUUGACAUCCUCGGUUUUCUCCUCUGUGAAAUGGGGAUCCUCAUGCCCACGUUGUACAGUCAGGAAGCUCAGAGAUGAUGCCCCUGCGGCGCCCAGCCUGGCACUGUUAACUUGGAGUCUUCUAGAAACACGCCAGCCCUUUCCUGGGAUCCCAGCCACACCACCAUGGGGUCUCUGAUGACCCACCCAUGAGCUUGCCAGCGACUCGGUAACGCUGCAAAUCCUCCACCUGGCGGAGCUCUCGGGACACUUCUUGGCCACCUGUCCAGUCUGUGUUAGGGACAGAGAGGCAGCUCAGGGGCUCCUGGUGUCAUAGAGCUGAAUCCUCUGCUAGUGCACCCCAGCUUCUCCAUGUGGCAAGGCUGGGAAUACCCUUACCCCUGACGCUCCCACUGGAGGGUAAUCUGGGGGACCACUAAGAAGCCAUGAGACCUUCUGGAAGCUCCGUAUUGGCCUAGGGGCCGGGGUGGGGGAGUGGGCACAGGUCAGCGGGAGGGGAGAUCUCAACAGGUAAAUACAGCCAUGGCAAGGAGAAGUCUUUUCACCCUCUGGGCUUUCAGGCUGCCCAUCUGUAAAAUGGGGACGUGUGUCAGCGGAUGUCUGGGGCUCUGGCCCACUACCAACGGCCAGGAACCAAUACCAGGGUUCCCCAGGAAAUGGUGUCUUUCCCAGGCAACCUCAAUGCUUCGUGUCCCUGUGAAUCAUCGCAGGGCCUGUAAGUGGGCACAGGUACCGCCAGUUUGGGCCCUUCCAGGCCGAAGGGCAUCUGAGCCCACGCUCCAGGGGCUGUCACUAGAAGCGGGGCUGUGGUGUGAGCUCAGGGCAGCCCGGGCGCAUCCAGUGCAUCAUGGCCGUGAGAAUGGGCGGGGAGGAGGAUGCUUCUGCACAAGUUGGAGGUGACUGUGGCCUCCUUUGCCCCGAGUGGCGCUCAGCCUCUUGGGCAAAGUGAUAAACCCUCCCAGGAGGCAGGCUGUGCUCAAGGAAGGACAGGACUCCCACCUUGUACACGUGGCAUCAUUGUUGUACAGAAACCACCAAGGGAAUAAAGUGUUCUUUGUUUUUUUAA
Messenger RNA from Delphinapterus leucas (beluga whale), 6207 nucleotides. NCBI's taxonomy places the organism in Eukaryota, Metazoa, Chordata, Mammalia, Artiodactyla, Monodontidae. The record is from RefSeq and is a predicted model, not a curated record.